Messenger RNA from Lepus europaeus (European hare), 2293 nucleotides. It is a transcript of the gene KIF12, whose product is annotated as kinesin family member 12. Gene Ontology annotation, biological process: microtubule-based movement. The transcript is spliced from 19 exons. Bases 17 to 2080 code for a protein of 687 amino acids. Gene Ontology annotation, molecular function: microtubule binding; ATP binding; microtubule motor activity. Lineage: Eukaryota; Metazoa; Chordata; Mammalia; Lagomorpha; Leporidae. The record is from RefSeq and is a predicted model, not a curated record.
UGGGAGGGGGCUGGGAAUGCAAGUGUGUGUGGACAGCCCCAGUGUCGGGGAGGAAGGGAGGGUAGAGGGGGGAAAAGGAAGGAGAGAGACUCGGGAGGAGCUAACUGCGUGUGCAGAGCCGGACAUGGAGGAGCGCGGGUCUCCCGAUGGGAACCCCGCACGGAACCUGGAGCAAGGCCCCGAAGGCCCGGAAACGUCCAUCCAGGUGGUCCUCAGGGUGCGUCCCAUGAGCGAGGCGGAGCUUCGCAGGGGGGAAAAGAGCGCCCUGCACUGCUCAGGGACCCGGACUCUGCAGGUGACUCCCCCGGGCGGGGGCCCCGACGUGGCGUUCCGCUUCGGGGCCGUGCUGGACGGGGCGCGCACGCAGGAGGACGUGUUUCGGGUCUGUGGCGUGCGGCGUCUGGGAGAGCUGGCGCUGCGCGGCUUCUCCUGCACGGUCUUCACUUUUGGCCAGACGGGGUCUGGGAAGACCUACACCCUGACCGGACCUCCUCCCCAGGGGGAAGGGGAGCCGGUCCCCCCUGGUCUGGCUGGCAUCAUGCAGAGGACCUUUGCCUGGCUCCUAGACCGCGUGCAGCAGCUGGGGACCCCCGUCACCCUCCGCGCCUCCUAUCUGGAGAUCUACAAUGAGCAGGUUCGGGACCUGCUGAGCGUGGCGUCUCCCCGGCCUCUCCCCGUUCGCUGGAAUAAGACGCGGGGCUUCUACGUGGAGCAGCUGCGGGUGGUGGAGUUUGGGAGUCUGGAGACGCUGAUGGGACUGUUGCAGCUGGGUCUUAGCAGGAGAAGGAGCUCAGCUCAUACCCUGAACCAGGCCUCCAGCAGAAGCCACGCCCUGCUCACUCUCUACAUCAGCCGCCAAACUCCCCAGCAGAUGCCUCCUGUGGACUCCGGUGCGCCCCCUGCUGGUGGGAAGCUGUGCUUUGUUGACCUGGCCGGCAGUGAGAAGGUAGCAGCCACAGGGUCCCGUGGGGAGCUGAUGCUGGAGGCCAACAGCAUCAACCGCAGCCUGCUGGCUCUGGGCCACUGCAUCUCCCUGCUGCUGGACCCCCAGCGGAAGCAGAGCCACAUCCCCUUCCGGGACAGCAAGCUUACCAAGUUGCUGGCCGACUCGCUGGGCGGACGUGGGGUCACUCUCAUGGUGGCCUGUGUGUCCCCAUCAGCCCAGUGCCUUCCGGAGACCCUCAGCACCCUGCGAUAUGCCAGUCGUGCUCAGCGGGUGACCACCCGGCCACAGGCCCCCAAGUCCCCCACGGCAAAGCAACCCCAGCGUUUGGAGACUGAGAUGCUGCAGCUUCGGGAGGAGAACCGACGCCUGCAGCUCCAGCUGGACCAGGCAGACCCCAAGGCCUCUGGGCAGAGCGGGGCCCGGCUGGCCUGGGCCCAGCGGAGUCUCUACGGGAUGCUCCAGGAGUUCAUGCUGGAGAAUGAGCGGCUCAGGAAAGAGAUGAGCCAGCUGCAGAGUAGCCGGGACCUGGCCAGGGCUGAGCAGCGCGUCUUGGCCCAGCAGGUGCACGAGCUGGAAAGGCACCUCCACUCUGCCUGCUACCUUCGCCAGCUGGGUCCCGGCCUGGCCCCACCGUGUCCCUGUGGGAUGGGACCAGCUCCACCGUGCCAGGCACUGCCGCCUCUCUGCUCCUGCCCCUGCUGCCACCUCUGCCCUCUGUGCCGAGUGCCUCUGGCCCACUGGGCCUGCCCACAGGGAGGGCGCCACCUGCCGCAGGUGCUGACCCCUGAGGCCCCAGCUGGUGUGCCCCUGUCCGGCCGGCCCCCACCCUGGGCGCCCCCGUGCAGCCCUGGCUCUGCCAAGUGCCCAAGAGAGAGGACUCACAGCGACUGGACUCAGAUGCGAGCUCUGGCUGACAUGCUGACCGAAGAGGAGGUGGCACCGUCUGCACCCCCCCUGCCCGUGGGGCCCCCAGACACAUCACCGGCACUGAGAGGUGGGGCCGGAGUUCCCAACCUGGCCCAGAGACUGGAAACCCUCAGGCAGCAGAUCGGCAGCUCUCUGAGACGUGGUCGGAGCCAGCCACCUCCUCACCAGGGCGCUCAGAGCUCUGGCCAGGCCCUCCCUCCCCGCUGAAGCCACCAUGGAAACCCAGGAAGCUGCCGUGUGGCCUCCGCCUGGCUCUGUGCACUUGGACUUCAGCUCCCCUGGCUGCGAAUGGGGAUAGCGGCCGCUCACCCUGCAGCCAGGCUUGGCAGAGGCCGGCUCCAAGGGCAGGGGUGGGGCGGGUGCUGGUGGAGCUGUCAGGGGAACAAGGGGACCCUGUGGAAUAAGUCUGGACUCCGGAGA